Molecule: messenger RNA, 1386 nt
Organism: Misgurnus anguillicaudatus (oriental weatherfish)
Lineage: Eukaryota; Metazoa; Chordata; Actinopteri; Cypriniformes; Cobitidae
Gene: wdr38
Product: WD repeat domain 38
Molecular function (GO): protein binding
Source: RefSeq, a predicted model, not a curated record
UGGCACAGGCAGUGAGCACUCAAGCUGAUCUUGUUAAUGUCUUUGCAAAGUUAAUGACUCUCUUAACUAGAGAAGAAACUCAAGAGAGACCGUCACUGUGGAUACAGUAACACUCACACAACCCAAACAAACCCUACUGAAACUCAAACCAUUGCGACUAUACAUCUCAUCUAAAGUGUAAAGUACAUUUACAGUAGUCGAGUGUUUAUGUUUAUUUAGACUUUUUGAUGUUGUUGAGAUGUUGCAUUCACGCGCGUGAGGAAUGUGGCGCCAUCGUGCGGAGAAGUUCAGCGUUUCCAACGUCAGAUAUUUCUCCAGACACAAAGGAGAGGUGAACUGCUGCGCGUUCUCUCCUGACUGUCGGACUUUGCUCACCUGUUGUGAUGAUGGCAGAUUGUAUCUGUGGGACGCAAAGAGCGCCAAACUCAUGAAAACUGUUAGUGGACACACAGGUCCAGUGAAAUGCUGCGUUUUCUCCACUGAUGGUCAGCUGUUUGCGAGUGCGUCUCAUGACUGUACUGUCCGACUCUGGCGCAGUGUGAGUGCAGAAUGUGUUCGUGUGAUGUCAGCUCACAGUCGCAGUGUAGAUACAGUGAGCUUCAGUCCAGACGGCCUGUGGUUGGUGUCAGGUGGAUGGGACACCAGGGCACUGAUCUGGAGUAUUCAGUCUGGUGAAAAGGUUCAGGAGUUGCGGGGUCACACUGCAGCUGUCCAGAGCAGUGCAUUCUCAUCAGAUUCACAAUGGGUGGCCACAGGUUCGUGGGAUCACUCAGUAAGAGUGUGGGGACUACAUGACGAUAAAGAGGUUGUGAUAUUACACGGUCACCUGGGAAAUGUGGCCUGUCUCUGUUUUUCAGUCACUGGGAUGCUGGCCUCAGGUUCAUGGGAUGGAACGGUGCGUGUGUGGUUGCCGCAGCAACAGACGUGUCUGUAUGUUUUGGGAGGGCGUGAGCGUGUAUGGGUCAGGAGUCUGGCUUACUCCAGAGACGGGCUGGCUUUAGCAUCCACCGCUGAGGGUGACAUGGUGAGGAUCUGGGAUAUGGCUAAUGGAAACUGUCUAAAGUUGUUACAGGGUCAUAAGGACUCCGCAUACGGGUGUGCGUUCACCCCUGAUGGAGAACUUCUGACCAGUGGUUCUGACCAGCUGGACAUACAUGAGGAACAGAAGAACAUAAUGGAGAUAAGCAAGAAAUGAAUGAGAUAAAAGACUGGCUUUCAGCCAAGCUGAAUAAAAAAAUAACAACUGUACAUAGUUUUACUACUUAAUAGUUGAGUUAUAGACCCAUGAUCUACACAGACUCCAUGAAUGUUAAAAUUGUGUAGAGAUUCAUAAGAUGUGUUAUAAUUGCUACUGGACUGUACUGUUCAGUCUGUAUGAAAUGUGAU